Phytophthora infestans T30-4 is the source of this 1022-nucleotide messenger RNA. RefSeq names its product NmrA-like family protein, putative. The record is from RefSeq and is a predicted model, not a curated record. The transcript has a single exon. Lineage: Eukaryota; Oomycota; Peronosporomycetes; Peronosporales; Peronosporaceae. The coding region runs from base 52 to 1005 and encodes 317 amino acids.
CAACCUCCAAUCCAAGUUCUAGCUCUUCAACUCUUCCUACUCACAUCCACAAUGGUCAAGUACGUGCUCACGGGUGUUGGCGGCAACAUUGGCGGCCACGCGGCUGACCACGCUGUCGAGAUCAAGAAGCCCGAGGACGUUCUGGUGCUCACCAGCUCGGACGUUUCCAAGCUCAACCCCGAGCGCGUCGCGGCCUGGAAAGCCAAGGGCGCUAUUGUCGAGCAGGCUGACUACCUCGACGUGGACAGCCUCAAGAAGGUGUUUGAGGGCGCAGAAGCCAUCGCCUUCAUCUCGACGUGGCUCAUCGGUGACGGGCGUCGUGGCCAGAUGAAGAACUGUAUUAAGGCUGCUAAGGAGACGGGUGUCAAACGUGUGUGCUACACUUCGUUCGUGGGUGCCGGAUCGGACAAGCCUAACGAGGAGGUGCCGUUCCUACCCCAGGACCACCAGUUCACCGAGCAGCAGAUCUACGCGUCGGGUCUGGACUACAACAUCCAGCGUGACUACCUGUACCAGGACAACACGCCUCGCUUCUUCGCUCAGUCGUGGCACUUCACGGAGGACCGUUGGCUCUCCAACAGCCACGACGUUCCCGGUGCGUACGUCGCCAUCUCGGACUGUGGUCGCGUGUUCGCUGCUCUGCUCCUUGGCAAGCAGGAGAAGAACACCGUCGUGGAAGUAACGGGCCCCGAGGCCGUCACGGACCGCGACAUGUUCGAGUGGAUGAACUCGAUCAGCGGCUACAAGGGCCAGUUCGUUGACUUGCCCGAUGAGGAGCUUCGUGCCUACUGGCUCGGCCGUGGUCUGCCCACCGACGUGUACGGAGACUUCUCCAAGCUCCCUAUGAAGCUGUGUAUCGGCGACCUGCUGUGCUGCGGUGAAAUGCUGGCCAACGGCUCCAUGAGCAAGGUGACGGACACAGUUGAGCGUCUGACUGGCCGCAAGCCUCUGGGCUACAAGGAGAAUUUGCUCCAGUACAAGGAGAUCUUCCCCAAGAACCAAUAAGUCGUUCCGUUAGAUUA